Strongylus vulgaris is the source of this 171-nucleotide messenger RNA. The record is from the annotation of a GenBank genome assembly. Lineage: Eukaryota; Metazoa; Nematoda; Chromadorea; Rhabditida; Strongylidae.
AAUGUCGAGUUCACAAUGUACUUCCAAUGCGAUUUGAACGUCUCAGCUCCCGUUUUCGUCCAAAAGCUUAUCGAUAAAGCGAAGCCAAAGUUCAUGUGCGAUAAGGCAAAAGCACUUCGACGCGCCAUUAGAAAAAUGCACAUUGAUCCUGAACAUCUGGAGAAGUGGUAA